Venustampulla echinocandica is the source of this 1296-nucleotide messenger RNA. Its product is annotated as dTDP-D-glucose 4,6-dehydratase. The record is from RefSeq and is a predicted model, not a curated record. Gene Ontology annotation, molecular function: dTDP-glucose 4,6-dehydratase activity. Lineage: Eukaryota; Fungi; Ascomycota; Leotiomycetes; Helotiales; Pleuroascaceae. The transcript has 4 exons. The coding region runs from base 1 to 1296 and encodes 431 amino acids. Gene Ontology annotation, biological process: nucleotide-sugar metabolic process.
AUGGGAGACAAUCCAUCCAACGGCGCCUCUGGGGCCACAAACGGCGCAAACAAGUUCUUCGAGGAUUUCGGUGUCUGGAAAGAUGCCCCCGUCCUUACCGGGAGCACAAAGUUCGAGCCCUUGCCAGAUGUCAAGAAUAUUAUGAUCACUGGAGGUGCCGGCUUCAUUGCCUGCUGGUUGGUGCGACAUUUGACGUUAACCUACCCCAAUGCCUACAAUAUCGUGUCUUUUGACAAGCUCGACUACUGUGCGUCGCUGAACAAUACCCGCGUGCUCAACGACAAGCGGAAUUUCACUUUUUACCAUGGCGACAUUACAAACCCUUCCGAAGUCAUGGACUGCCUCGAGAGACAUAAUAUUGAUACCGUCUUCCACUUUGCUGCUCAAUCCCAUGUCGACUUGAGCUUCGGAAACUCUUAUGCUUUCACCCACACCAACGUGUACGGCACACACGUUCUCCUCGAGAGUGCCAAGAAGGUGGGCAUCAAGAAGUUCAUCCACAUCUCCACAGAUGAGGUCUAUGGAGAGGUGAGAGAUGAUGCCGACGACCUGUUGGAGACCAGCAUUUUGGCCCCUACCAACCCAUACGCUGCAAGCAAGGCCGCGGCAGAGAUGCUUGUCCACUCAUACCAAAAAUCCUUCAAGCUUCCCGUGAUCAUUGUGCGCAGCAACAACGUCUACGGCCCUCAUCAAUACCCCGAGAAAAUCAUUCCCAAGUUCAGCUUGCUGCUACACAGACGCCAGCCAGUCGUUCUCCACGGAGAUGGUACCCCAACCAGAAGAUACCUCUUCGCCGGAGAUGCUGCGGAUGCCUUCGAUACCAUUCUCCACAAGGGUCAAAUGGACCAAAUCUACAACGUCGGAUCAUACGAUGAGAUCUCCAACUUGACACUUUGCUCGAAGCUCCUCACUUACCUGGACAUCCCCCACUCCACCCAAGAAGAGCUCCACAAAUGGGUCAAGCACACAAUUGACCGUCCCUUCAACGACCACCGUUACGCUGUCGACGGCACCAAGCUUAGACAAUUAGGCUGGGAUCAAAAGACGAGCUUCGAGCAGGGAAUGUCAAUCACAGUGGACUGGUACAAGCGGUUCGGCGAGAAAUGGUGGGGCGAUAUCACCAAGGUCCUCACUCCCUUCCCAACCGUUACUGGCACAGAUGUUGUUGCCGGCCACGAGACCGUAGAGGACAUCGACGAGGCGAUGGUCGUCGACUCUAAUGACCAGAUGACGCUUGGCAAGAAGCGGAAGAUUGACGGAGCUGGUGCGCAGGCCGUGCAAUCGGUGCAGGCCUAG